This is a messenger RNA of Gambusia affinis (western mosquitofish), 4306 nucleotides long. It is a transcript of the gene praf2, whose product is annotated as PRA1 domain family, member 2. The transcript is spliced from 3 exons. The coding region runs from base 50 to 586 and encodes 178 amino acids. The record is from RefSeq and is a predicted model, not a curated record. Gene Ontology annotation, cellular component: membrane. NCBI's taxonomy places the organism in Eukaryota, Metazoa, Chordata, Actinopteri, Cyprinodontiformes, Poeciliidae.
UCACCGCGCUGUAUUCUGGGAAACCCAGUUUAUUCCUGGUUUGGGAACGAUGGCAGGCGUGCAGCCGCCUCCCCUCCGCAGCCUGGAUGAUUUUCUGCUGAGCUCGGCUCGUUUUGCGGUGCCAGAUGUGCGGGACCUGGACCGCUGGAACAACCGCAUGAUCAACAACCUUUUGUAUUAUCAAAGCAAUUACUUUCUGUCCGCGCUGAGCUUCCUGCUCCUUGUGGGGUAUUUCCAGCCCAUCCAGAUGUUUGUUGGGAUGAUGGUGGUCACCGCGUUGUUCCUGGGUUUCGUCUGGGCUGCGGAGAACAAAGCUCCCAUCCGGCGUUUCCGUAGAAACCACCCAUUAUUGGCUGUGCUCGCCAUUCUCUUGGCCAGUUACCUCUUCAUAUUGGUGUUGGGAGGAGUGGUCGUGUUCCUGUUUGGAAUAGCAAGCCCAGUACUGAUGGUUCUGGUCCAUUCGUCGAUGAGGCUGCGGAACCUAAAGAACAAGCUGGAGAACAAACUGGAGAGCAUCGGCCUGAAGCGGACCCCCAUGGGGCUCCUGCUGGAGGCCCUGGGGCAGGAGCAGGAGGCCGGCUCCUAAACCCCCAGCAGGGGUACAGGUUCACCUCUUCUUUAUUUUCUGAUCAGAAACCAGAAGAAAAUUGACCAAAUUGGACAAGUUUUAUAGUUUGACAAUUUUUGCACAUGUGGUUAUGGUUAUGGAGUAAAGGACUGAAGGUGUUUCCCUUUUUAUUGUGGAACCAUUUGUAGUUUCAUCUGUCAUUCUACCCAGCUGGUCUAAACCGCCUUAUGUUAAUGUUUACAGGAUUUACCAUUGGAACAAAAAAUCAUUUUACAUGAAUACAUCAUGUUGUAACGAUGAAGGAGCAAACAGGAUAGACAAGUGAUUUCCAACCUGGAACUUGAACUAGACCUCCAAACACCCUGAGUGUUUACAGCCGUUUCACAGCUGUUGCACCACACACACAUGCGCACACAACAGCUAAGAACACUAUGUGGAGCAGUGGCUGGCUGCUUAUUAAUGUAGUUUUAGAUAAUGAAGAAGAUUCCAGAUCAGCCAGUAUGAUCACCGAUCAAUGAUCAAUGACCUUCUUAAUCACUGAUCAUUUUUUUUGACAAAGACAUUUUCUCCUCCCAUCUGUGAUACUCUGUGAUGGAAGCAGGAAAUGGUGAUCCUCUGAUAAACCCUCAGCUUGUUGAAGGUUAUUGCAAAUAGAUUAGUCAAGAUAGACUAAGGACUGUUUCCUCUGCAGAGCAAAUGAUUUUAACUUGACAUUUUCUUACCCAGUUCUGACGGGUUUAAAUGUACAGUUUAUGUGAUCAGUUGAGGUGUUGCACUUUAAUUGAAAUUUUCAACAUUUUCCUUCAGUUCCACAACAACUGGCCGGAAGCUGCUCUGUGUGUAGCCGCAGUGUUUGGUGCCUUUAAUCUUAUAAUUCAGUAAGUUUUAAUUAAUUUCCUUGAAAACAUAUUUUUCACACACUGCAGCACAAUAGUGCCCUCCUUUGGGUGAUGGAGCAGCAGGCUGGGGGUCACUGUCCCCCACCCCCUUUAGCCUCCAUGGAUUAGCUGGCUGUGUGAUGCAAUAAAGGGGCGGGGCCAAGUGUCAUAAAAGGAGCCUUUUAUGACACUAAAACACAUCAGUUGAUGAUUUUGUUGCAUUACGUGUUUGUACAUUGUAGUAUUCAACUUUUAAAGGGCCAGUAAUUAUGCAUUAUCCAGGCACAUAGAACCUUUUAAUAGUUUAAUUAAACAACUAUGUCACCUUUACUAGCUAUAAAAUGCAAUAAAAGUGAAAUAUGACUUAAAAGAAAUUUAACCUUGUAAUUUAAUGAAUUGAAGUUGGGGCUUUGUCUCUUUAAAUUCUCCUUUUUUUCUGAAAAAGCCAUAACAUUGCUUCUCUAUUAAUUGUUUAAGAACAUUUUUACCAGCUUUUCACUGAAAAAUCAUUUGUAAGGAGCUCAGCAGUUGCACAGUUCCACCAGAUGUUUGCUAAUUGCUGCUGGCUAGUCUGAAGGAGCUGAAUGGGAAAGUUGUGGGGGAAAGCAGCUCUGUGAGGCAGAAACUUGGAAACUACAGAUCUGAGGAUGAGCUUCAUCUCAAAGGUGGGGCUAGCUCCACCCAUGGGUGAAUGGUUGCCAUGGGGAUUAAAGGAUUUCUCAAACAUCCAUAAAAAAUUGAGACAACCCUCCAGGUAUGCUUUUGAUGAGGUAAUAACAUUAUAACAUGAUGUACAGCUCUAAAAGUUGAUUUUAUGUGAUACUGUCCCUUUAAAGAAGUAAAACCAUAACCAGUGAAAAGGCCACCAGAUCAUUAUCGAGUCUGUUGUUAAGGACAGGGAACCAGGAGAACAGGUAAAAGUAACCAAGUAGUUACUGAGGUUUACAAAAUAGGAAAUGUUUUUUUUGAUGAAAGUUUCAUUUAUCAUACACUUUUCUUCAGGUUCGGGGGUCUGAUAGAUAUUUUUUCUUCUUCUUUUAAAUGAUAAAGUAUAACAUUAUUAGGUGACUACCAUUGUUUGCCAUAAUGCUUUUAAAUAUCCAUGGUUGUGUUUGGAUGAGAAGGAUUGUCUGGGAGUCCUUGUUGUCGGGUAAACCAGGUGUUUCUGAAACUGAUAUUUAUUUACAAAGUUACUGUUUUCCAGAUUAUGAUAGUUUUUAAAUUGAUUACAUAGGAACAUGCUGAUUAUCAGUUGCAUUAUUUUCAAUACAGAUAAUGUAUAAAAUCAGUUCUAUAUGGCUGCAGAUGAAGAAUCUGUUUCUUGAUCUGAUACUUGAGAAACGCAUUAAAGAUUUUUGCUAAAUGUCUAAAUUUAUUGUAAAGCUUCUGGAGAAGAAAAUCUACAGAAUCCACAAACGGAUCAGUCUGAUCCAACUCAAUGGGCAUGCUUCAUUUGAUUGGUGGAUCUCUGAGUGAUCUGAUUUUCCUCCAUCUGUGCUGAAAGGUGCAGAGCGGCGUCUGCUGCGUGGAAACAUUUAACCCGGGAGCUGAGCACUCAGCAGUGUUUGGGUUUUUACUGGAAGCACACUCUCCCGUAUUUAGCUGAAAUCUUGAUUAGAAACAAAACAACUUACCGACUCAGGAAAACAGGUUCUACUGAAGUUUCAGUAAUACACAAGGUUUUGGUUUUGCUCUUUUUAAUUCAGUUAUAGCAUUUGAUUUGCUUUUUGCUCACAGGUCCGAUUUGUCAAGUUCCCACUCAGAAAACUACUCGUGAUAUUCACUCUGUCUUUUUGGGAAACGUCCUGAUUGGGAAGUUUAAGUUCAAACCUUUUAUGAAGAAGCUGAAAGUGUUUAAUGUUCUUAUAGUGAAAAUGAGGAUAAAUAUUAAGUUAUGGUAGUUUAUUGGAUCAGAGUGAGUCACCUGUGGCUCUGAAGCUGCAAAUGGCUUUUUGGACCGUCAAUUAUGGAUUUUAAUAACUUUAGCAAAAAAUAAAUAAAUACAAAACCAACUAAAAUUUUAAAAUAUGGACAUAACAUGACAUAAAGGUAUCAUGUUAUGAUACCUUUAAAUAUAUAUAUAUAUAUAUAUAUAUAUAUAUAUAUAUAUAUAUAUAUAUAUAUAUAUAUAUAUAUAUAUAUAUAUAUAUAUAUAUAUUUUAAUGAAGAGAACGGAUUGAAUUUCCACAACAGAAGGGCAUUAAGUACAAGUAACAUUUUUUACUCUAAACAUUUUUUCUUGUCAUUAAGUUGAAACUUUAAUGACUUUUCCCAAGACGAAAAUGUAUCUAUUUUCUUUUUGCAAAUGUUUGAUCUUCAUUUUAAAACCUAGAAGUCAAAAUAAAAUUUUAAGCUGACAAAUCAAAUUUCCUUUAGCUCAGACAUUUUCUAGGUUGUCUGUUUUUCUUCUGUAGCAUCAGGGGCUCUAAAUGAGUUGAUGUAGUUGGACGAAACGGCUCUUUGAGACGUAAAGGUUGCAGACUCCUGGUCUGAAUAUUACAAUGUGUGUGCAUUUGAUUUUCUCAGUUUGGCAUUCCAAUGUGUUGGUGUGUAUUCAUUCUUUAAUAUGACUGUAUUACCUUGAGCUGCCAGAACAAUACUUUUAUUAUGAGAAAGAUCCAAGCUGGUUUAUCUACAAGUAAAUGAAGUUGUUAAAGAUUUGUAUUUGUAUGUAAACAGUGGCUAACAUUUCCAGCUCAAAGUGCCCUUUAAUAUUUUACAUGUGUAUGUUUCUGGUUUUUGUUGUUGUUUUUUUUUUCUUUGUAUAGUUAUACUGUUUCUCUGUUUUAUUAAAUGUCUUUGCCUAACUGUCCCAGUAUGGAUUAUGUAUAUUUGUCUUAAUAAAAACGAUGCUUUUUUU